AUGGCUGAAGGAGUUUGCAAAACGGAAGAGGAUGAAGGUCCAUGCACCGAGGAGGACGCGUCUUUCCACGGGGUCGGCGUCUGCAAGUGGUUCAACGUGCGCAUGGGCUUUGGGUUCCUGUCCAUGACCAACCGGGAGGGAGAGCCACUGGAAGAACCGGUCGAUGUGUUUGUUCAUCAGAGCAAGUUGCACAUGGAUGGCUUCCGAAGUUUGAAAGAAGGCGAGGACGUCGAGUUCACCUUCAAGAAGUCUUCUAAAGGCCUGGAGUCUCAGCGAGUCACUGGACCUGGUGGUAUCCACUGUGUGGGGAGUGAGAGGAGACCCAAAGGCAAGAAGGUUCAGAAGCGACGCUCCAAAGGAGACAGGUGCUACAACUGCGGGGGCCUAGACCACCAUGCCAAAGAAUGUAAACUGCCACCUCAGCCCAAGAAGUGCCAUUUCUGUCAAAGCAUCGAUCACAUGGUCGCCCAAUGUCCAAUCAAAGCACAAGGAUCUCAGGGAAAGCAUCUGUGUGAGGAGGAGCACAGCCACUCAGCACCGCAGGCAGAAGUUACCGAAUAA
Molecule: messenger RNA, 561 nt
Organism: Knipowitschia caucasica
Lineage: Eukaryota; Metazoa; Chordata; Actinopteri; Gobiiformes; Gobiidae
Source: the annotation of a GenBank genome assembly